GAUCACCAUAACAUGAUCAGAGAGAUGGCAAAGAGCAAACAGAGAGAGAAACAGAUGAGGCUUCACAGCAGUGAGUGGUGGCAGCAGCGAAGGGUGCUACAGCUUCAGAAAGGACAUUGUGAAAGACGCAUUGUGGAGAAACUGUCUCCAUCCAUGCAGCACUCAGAACACUCUGCAGAGAAAGCAGUGACCAUCCGCCAGCAGAGAGGAGAACAAAAGCUGGACUAG
Molecule: messenger RNA, 228 nt
Organism: Xyrichtys novacula (pearly razorfish)
Lineage: Eukaryota; Metazoa; Chordata; Actinopteri; Labriformes; Labridae
Source: the annotation of a GenBank genome assembly